UCUUCCCAACGUAGUCAUUCUUUCUCUCAAUCGAAGCGUGCGAAGAGAAACCUUACUGACAUCUUAAAAUUUAUUUCAUCAAUGGAUUCAACUCCUCCAUCUCGCCGAUCUAACGCCAAGAACCGGCCCAAAUCGGCCUCACGUCUCUCCAGAUUCAGCUGUUUCGACGCAGAAAGUGAAGAUAGCCUUCGCAUCUCUCUAGAUCUUGUCCCUUCUUCACCAAAAAUUGAAGCUUUAACUCCUUCUCCAUCUCCAUCUCCAAGACCUUCAAAUUCUCUCCCUAUUCACGAGCUCCUUCUACUUUCCCCUUCCCCUGUUAAAAGAUCGAAGACCCGUCUUUCUGAUCGGCUUGAAAUUGCAGAGGAAGUAUCUGGCGAUCAUGUAGGGAAUCGCCGCCGGCAGAAGAACAAGAAUGGGUCAAUUACGGUUCCUUCUCCAAGAAAUACUAGAAGAUCACGCAGGCGGCUUGAACCGGAGGCAAGAGAAGAAAGGGAUUUGGGCGUGGCGGAGGAGAUGGGUAGGAUUAGAAGGAGAAAGAACAAUGGCCGUUCAAAGAAGGAUAAGCUCAGUUUGGUUCCAUCAGCUCCAUCCCCAAAAACCAGAGACAUCAUCGAGAGACAUGAUCUUGACCGAAUUGGAGAGAUGAUAACUGAUCUGAUAAUGUGGAAUGAUGUGGCUAAGUCUAGCCUUUGGUUCGGUUUAGGAUCAAUUUGUUUCCUAUCUUCUUGUUUUUCCAGCGGAAUCAACUUUAGCAUCUUCUCAAUGAUAUCUCAAUUGGGUCUUUUGUUCUUGGGUGUUUCAUUCUUGUCAAGCUCAAUUUGUCAGCGGGAAAAUGCAGAAAAGAGGCCUGAAUUGAAGCUAGGAGAAGAAGAUAUAUUGAGAAUGGCUAGACUUAUACUUCCAACAAUAAACUUAGCUCUUUCAAAGACAAGGCAACUAUUUUCUGGUGAACCCACAAUGACACUCAAAGUUGCUCCAUUUCUGGUUAUGGGAGCAGAAUAUGGUUAUCUUAUGACACUGAAGAGGCUUUUGGCUGUUGGUUUCUUUAUUAGCUUUACUGGUCCAAAGUUGUUCUCUCGCUACCAGGGACAAAUAAACGACAAGGUUCAACUUGUGAAGAGGAGAGUGUUGGAUGCUUGGACUGCUUGUUCUCAUAAGAGGAUUGUAGGAGUUUCAGUUGUUACAGCCUUCUGGAACUUGUCCACCAUUAAAACAAGGAUAUUUGCAGCUUUCAUAUUAUUGGUAUUGGUGCGAUACAACCGGCUGCAUUCGGAAGCAGAAGUGAAAGAUGUUGUGGCUGUAAAAGAGCAGAAUAUAGAGCAUUUGGGGACUCUAAUUGUGGUUGAUUGAAGCCUGAAUUUGCCUUUAUUGUAUAUGUAAAAUGUAAUGUUCUUUUCAAUCAAUCGUACAAUAAUACAUCAGAAGAUGUACACAUCAUUGUAAUUCAUCAAUUCAAUUCAAUCAUUUCU
Molecule: messenger RNA, 1469 nt
Organism: Impatiens glandulifera
Lineage: Eukaryota; Viridiplantae; Streptophyta; Magnoliopsida; Ericales; Balsaminaceae
Product: reticulon-like protein B17
Exons: 8
Coding region: 82-1350 (422 amino acids)
Source: RefSeq, a predicted model, not a curated record